Messenger RNA from Fusarium mangiferae, 1563 nucleotides. RefSeq lists its product as uncharacterized. Gene Ontology annotation, molecular function: transmembrane transporter activity. Gene Ontology annotation, biological process: transmembrane transport. NCBI's taxonomy places the organism in Eukaryota, Fungi, Ascomycota, Sordariomycetes, Hypocreales, Nectriaceae. Gene Ontology annotation, cellular component: fungal-type vacuole membrane; plasma membrane. The transcript has a single exon. The record is from RefSeq and is a predicted model, not a curated record. The coding region runs from base 1 to 1563 and encodes 520 amino acids.
AUGGCUUCCUACAAUGAGAAGCUCAAGGGCGGGGACCACGAACUGUCCCUCGAGUCAGGGAGCGGCGACAUUCCGGCCGCCGAAGCCUACACUUCGUCAGCCGACUACGAACACGGCGUCUUAGCAAACCUCCGCCGCUUCGAGGCUCGCAUGGACAAGGCUCUCGGCGUAGAGUCAGAGGCUAUCGUACGCAAAACAGAAGAGGACAAACGACCCGUGCCAUGGCACGAGGAGCUUAACAUGGCCCUGAUUUGGGCCUCGGGAACAAUGGGUAUCAGCUGUUUCGCCACUGGGUUCCUGGGUUGGGAGUUUGGCCUGAGCUUGAAGCAGAGUCUGCUCAUUUACAUCUUUGCAUCUAUUCUUGGUGGCUCGGUGUCUUCAUACUGCGCUACUUUUGGUGCAGCAACCGGUCUGCGUCAGGUUUCCGUCUCUCGAUACAGCUUCGGAUGGUAUCCCAACAAGAUCAUUGCUUUCCUGAAUGGUAUUGAACAGCUGGGUUGGGCCUCUGUUGCCACCAUCAGCGGUGGCCUGGCUCUUACUGCUGUUGCUGACGGGCAUAUAUCUCUUGUUGUCGGCGUUAUCAUCAUCGCCAUCGUUUCGCUCGCCAUCAGCUUUCUGGGUCUCAAAUACAUCUUGAUCUACGAGCGGUAUGCCUGGUGUAUCUACUUCAUCGUAUUUAUGAUCAUCUUCGGCAUGGUGGGACCGUACUCCGACAACAAGACCCCUGCCUCUAGUUCAGGCCUAGAUCUCUCGGGCAAUGUGCUUUCGCUGAUUGGCAUUGUUUACGGCAGCUCCGCAUCAUGGGCGACUAUGGCUUCGGAUUACUAUGCGCACUACCCAGCCAAUACAUCGCGGCUAAAAGUUUGGCUGUUGACUACUGCCGGUAUUGGUAUCCCUACAGCGAUCGGCAUGACUGCAGGAGCUACGGUUGCCAGCUCACUCAACAACGUCGAAGCUUGGAAGACCGCCUACGAGGAUCCUCACCAGGGCCUAGGCUUCCUCAUCAGAGACAUGCUGCAUCCUCGAGGCUUCGCCAAGCUGCUUCUAGUUCUGCUGUCCUUCAGCGGCAUCAACACCAACAUCAUGUCCCUCUACUCAUCAGCCAUUUCGUUCCAACAGAUGGCUACCCCGUGUGCCAAAGUUCCCCGCUUCAUCUGGACCCUCGGCAAUUUCGUAAUUGUCAUAAUUCUGGCUAUCGUUGGUCGUCAAAAGCUUAACACAUAUCUGCAGGACUUUCUGAGUCUCCUGGGUUACUGGUGCACAAGCUACUUCGUCAUCCUUUUUGAGGAACACACCAUCUUCCGCAAGCGUGACUUUGCAAACUACGACCUUGAGGGCUGGAAUACUCGGGAGAGGCUGCCACACGGCAUCGCUGCAUCUGUUGCUUUUCUUUUGGGUGUUGUUGCGUGGUGCAUGGGAAUGGUUGAGACCUGGUUCACUGGGCCACUGGGCAAGUUGAUUGGAACAUAUGGAGGCGAUGUUGCAAAUGAGUUGACCUUUGUGGUCACCGCGAUCGUGUACCCAAUUGCUCGAUACUUGGAACUCAAGUACUUCGGCAAGUAG